This is a messenger RNA of Brassica napus (rape), 984 nucleotides long. Its product is annotated as PAMP-induced secreted peptide 1-like. Bases 340 to 561 code for a protein of 73 amino acids. The record is from RefSeq and is a predicted model, not a curated record. The transcript has a single exon. Gene Ontology annotation, biological process: defense response. Lineage: Eukaryota; Viridiplantae; Streptophyta; Magnoliopsida; Brassicales; Brassicaceae.
UUUAUAAUAGCCGCGUAAAUAUAUAUAUUUUUAGCACUCUCAAUUCAAAAUUGUGUAUACAUCGAGUGUUGUAGAGCGACCCCUUCAAGUCACAAUACGUGGUCAACACGCAAAUCGUGAGAUGGCGCCGGUAAAAUCCGACCUAAGUGAUGAACUCAUUGAGUCAUGACCACUUCCUCGUAAAGAAGCAUAUAUAUACUCCCUCUCCAACUCUCCUAUCCAACAUAACCAUACCUCCUAAUUUUCUUUCUUAACCAAACAAACAAAAAUCUUUUAUUACCUGACUACUUCGAAGCUCCUCCUUAUUCUUUUUACGCAAAGCAGAGAAAGCAAAAUAAUAUGAGGAGAGUUAGUUGGUCUACUAUUUUGAUCGUGGUGAUGAUGGUGUCGUUGUUGGUGGUAGAACACGUGGUGGUUCCUGCCGCGGCGGGGAGGGUUCUAAUGGAGAAGUCAGGAGACGGAAGAGCGACGGUGAUGAGUGUGGAGAAGAUGAAGUCGACGGUGGGUUCCUGGUUUCAGCGUCUGGCUUCAGGUCCUAGUCCAAGAGGUCGUGGCCAUUAAAACUAGUUUUCUUUUUUCAAGCUGGAGGAGAUGGAUUAGUGUCGAUAUAACCAAUAUGUAUACAAAAAAAAUAUUCAAUUCAUUUAUUUCUUUGUUGUUUGAUCUCUAGGGUAAAUUCACAUAUUUAGCCAGUAGAAACCAAACCAUCAUUUUGACCCCGAAAGUAAAUAUAUCUUACACCAUCAUUAUACAUGUACAUUACAAGUUCGAUUUGAACAAAAUUUCCCAAGUCAGAAUAUUACAACCUAGUUUCGGCCACCCACUAGAUCCAGCAUAUUCUGCUAAGUCGUUUUUAAAAUCUUAAGGAAUCGGUAACCGUUCUCGACCAUUAACGAUGACCACGGUACAUCCUUACUUUUGUUGGUUGUUAAUUUCAAUAAGAUUGUGUACUCUGCCUUUUGCGAGAGAAUUAUUUGUGUGGUU